This is a messenger RNA of Hydra vulgaris (swiftwater hydra), 1617 nucleotides long. The record is from RefSeq and is a predicted model, not a curated record. NCBI's taxonomy places the organism in Eukaryota, Metazoa, Cnidaria, Hydrozoa, Anthoathecata, Hydridae.
AUGUUUCCAUUUAUUUCAUCAGCUCCAGGGGCUUUGUUUUUUUUAAUAGAUUUAAACGACACUUCAAACUCCUCAAAUGAUAGCUCAGAAGAUAAAUUAUUUGAACAAAUGCAAUCAUCCAUCGGUGUUAAAAAGUUAUUGAACACAAAUUGGUUAAAUAUGGUGUAUCAUAAAAAACGAAAAACCAGUAGACCACCUAGAGGUAAAGUUAAUGAGAAUGAAAUGCGAGCAGCUGUUAAUGCAGUUCUUAAUGGUAGUACAGUUUAUCGUGUAUGUAAAGAGAGGGGAAUCAAUUUAAUGACACUUAAGAGAUAUGUAAGGAAAUGUCAAUUAAAUCCAAAUACAGUCUGCAAACCUAAGUUCAUUACCAUGCAAAUCUUUACCAACGAAGAAGAAACAUCUUUAUCAGAUUAUCUUUUAAGGGCCUCAAAACUUCACUAUGGAUUAUCAACCAAAACAACGCGAAAACUUGCCUAUGAAUUUGCAAUGACUCUUUCUAAGCGCAUUCCUAAAUCGUGGAAAAGUUUACAAAUUGCUGGGAAACAGUGGCUUCGUGGUUUUAUGUUACUCGGAGAAUUUUUCACCAAUCUAAAAGAUGUUCGUCUACGACACAAGUUUCAGCCACAAAACAUAUAUAAUGUUGAUGAGACAGGUCUCACAACUGUUCAAAAACCAGUUAAAGUAAUUGCUAAAAAAGGAGAUAAACAAGUUGGAAGGAUAACUUCAGCAGAAAGAGGGACAUUGGUAACAGUUUGUUGUGCAGUCAAUGCAAUAGAAAACUCAAUCCCUCCAUUUUUUAUUUUUCCAAGAGUUCAUUUCAAAGGAAGUAUGAUAAAUGGUGGUCCACCUGGAUGUGUUGGGGUUGCAAACCCAUCUGGUUGGAUGAAUGUUGCAACGUUUUUAGAGUGGAUGAAACAUUUUAUUCAAAAUGUGAAAUGUUCACCAGCUAAUCCAGUGCUUUUACUUCUUGACAACCACGAGAGCCAUGUUUCAAUUGUGUGUUUAGAUUUAGCUAAAAAAAAUGGCAUAACUAUGCUGUCCUUUCCACCACAUUGUAGUCACAAAUUGCAGCCAUUAGAUCGGUCAGUUUAUGGGCCACUGAAACGUUAUUACAAUGCAGCCUGUGAUGAUUGGAUUGUAUCUAAUCCAAGACCGAUGACCAUAUAUGAUAUAGCUUCAGUUGUAAGGAAAGCCUAUACACAAGCUUUUACUUUGUCUAACAUUUCUGCAGGAUUUGCUGUGGCAGGAGUUGAACCCUUUAAUCCUAACAUAUUUUCUGAUAAUGAGUUUUUGUCUUCAUAUGUAACAGACUGUCCAGAACCUAUUACUGCUAACCCUUUUCCAGGUGUUGUUGAUCCAGUUCAUGCCCCAGCUUUUAAUCAAUCAUUGAUGUCAAGUCUGUCAUCUGGUUCAGCUUGUAGUGUAUUGCCUAUUCAGCCUAUAUCUGACCCUGGAAGUCAACUAUCCAGUGUUUCUAAUAAUAUCUCUCAUCAAGCAAGUCUAGAAAAAAUUAGGCCAUUUCCAAAAGCUGGAUCAAGGAAAUCCAUUAAAGGACGUAAACGUCAGCGUACUCGAAUACUCACAGACACUCCUACCUAUGUGGUCCCUCCAGGUUAA